AUGAACUUGCAUAGUAAUGCAGUUGGGUCACUUACUUGGUAUCUUAAGUACGUUGGUGUAACAUUGACCAUUGGCCUAACUAUGUGUAAAUUUUUUGACUGUAUUGUACGAAAGAAGAGGAGAGCUGCAUUACAGGGAAAGGUGGUAGUUAUUACAGGUGCAAGCUCUGGAAUUGGUGAAGCUCUUGCACAUGUAUUUUAUGAUAAUGGAAGUAAAGUUGUUUUAGCAGCACGCAGAAUAGCUGAAUUGGAAAGGGUCAAGCAAGAUCUGAUUAACAAAAAGCUGUCUACACCAACAUUAGAACCCGUUGUAGUAGAGUUGGACCUGGCAGAUUUUGAAAAUUUAGAACAAUUUGUUCAAAAGGUAUAUGAUCAAUGUGAUCAGAUAGACAUUUUGAUAAACAAUGGUGGUGUGUCCCACCGUGGUUCCAUAUUACAUACAAAAAUUGAAGUUGACAGAAAAAUCAUGGCUGUCAAUUAUUUUGGAGCUGUUAGUUUGACAAAAGCAUGUCUAUCAAGAAUGGUAGAGAAAAAGUCGGGACACAUUGUGUUUAUAAGUUCAGUUCAGGGAUUGAUUGCAAUUCCAGACCGAUCGGCAUAUGCAGCUUCUAAACAUGCUAUGCAAGCAUUUGGUGACUGUCUGCGUGCUGAAGUGCAUCAGCACAAUAUCAGUGUAACAAUGAUCAGUCCAGGUUACAUUAAAACUGCAAUAUCAUUAAAUGCUUACACUGGAUCAGGUGAUGCGCAUGGAGUGAUGGAUGUUUCAACUGCUGCUGGUUUUACACCAGAAUAUGCUGCAACUAAGAUGACAGAUGCAAUAGCAAAUAAACAGAAUGAACUGAUUAUUAGCCAAUUUCUUCCAAGUCUUGCUGUAACCUUAAGGCAUUCUAUGCCAUCUUUAUAUUUUUGGAUUAUGGCCAGAAGAGCAAAUAAAACCACAUAA
Messenger RNA from Arctia plantaginis, 942 nucleotides. Lineage: Eukaryota; Metazoa; Arthropoda; Insecta; Lepidoptera; Erebidae. The record is from the annotation of a GenBank genome assembly.